Molecule: messenger RNA, 1844 nt
Organism: Chenopodium quinoa (quinoa)
Lineage: Eukaryota; Viridiplantae; Streptophyta; Magnoliopsida; Caryophyllales; Amaranthaceae
Product: membrane protein of ER body-like protein
Exons: 2
Coding region: 315-1079 (254 amino acids)
Source: RefSeq, a predicted model, not a curated record
AGAAGAGCACUUCAAAAGGCAAGAUUUAAGAGCUAAGAAGCUUUUAUACACUUUGUACAUGAUUUGAACAAUCAACAAUAACAAUAAAGUUGCUGUCACAUAUAAAUGUCUUUGAAAAUUAAAUACAAUUUUCCCUUAAAUCGUUGUUUGUUAUUUAUUUUUUUCUCUUUUUGUAAAGUUUUUUUUUUUUUUUUUUCAAUCAAGAAAACACAUAAAAAGAAUAGAAAAUUUGACAGUGAAAUAGCACCUACAAAAGUUAACAACCUUUUUAAUUAAAGAUCUUUGACCCAAAUUUCUAAAAUAAUGCAGGACAAAUGAUUGUGCAAAUGCCUGAUGUUAUAGAGCAUAAUUCACUCGAAGCUCCUAGUCCUGAAGUGUCUCGGUUGGACAUAAUCAAAGCCGUUGUGUAUGGUGGGCUCGUUCAGUCCAUAACUAUUUUAAGUGUCGUAGUUUCUGCAGCGGGUGGAGAUGCUUCCACAUGUGAGUUUUCUCAUCAAUUCUGCCUAAACUCCUGCUAUGUGUUAGUCAGUUUUACUUAUAUUGGCUUCUGUGAUGUUUUUGGUUUUAUACUAUACUUAAUACAUAAACAUGUGAGUUUUCUCAUCAAUUCUGCCAAAAGAAUGAAGCCUUCAAUCAAUAUACUUAGAGCUCUGAAACAGGAGCAGAACACGGAGCAUUAUGAACAACAACUUGGGAGACCAGGGCACUUUCUGCUCCAUGCAACAAUUGCCAUCAUAUCUUAUCUUGUGUUUGGCCUAAUGUCUCCAAUCAUUUACGGGUUUUCUUUCUACAAGAGCGAUAACAAGUACCUCAAGCUUGCAGCACUUGCAGCUGUUUCUCUCGUCUGCAUCACACUGCUGUCCACAGGGAAGGCAUAUGUCCAAAGGCCUCCAAAGGCAUAUAUGAAGACUGUUUUCUCCUACAUCAGUCUUGGUAUCAUGGUUGCUGGACCAGGAUAUAUAGCAGGUGAUCUAGCAAACAUGCUUCUUAAGAAGUUUGAAGUGUUUGGUUCAUCAUCUUCUGGUAAUAUGUCUGUGAUUGAAGCAAAAGUAGUUAAAGGGGCAUGGUCAUCUUAUUGAUUAGCAUUUGCAUUCAUUUUUUGGUGUUACACCUUCUCAAAUAUUACAGUUGUCGCUGAUAUAUUUUGUAACUCGCGCAACAAUCAACAAUGGCAUUUCUGCCUCUUAACUGUUUAUUAUGCUAUGUUACAAAAUGAAUGUAAAGCAAUUAUAAGUUAUGUUAGCAUUCAUGCUGCGUUACAAUUAAAGGCUCCUUGGUAAAAUUUUCACAGAUUGUUGCAUCAACUUUUUAUCAAUUGAGCCUCAAAGCACAUCACCUUUCUUCAAUCUUCACUGGUUAACCCCCAGCAUCUUUUCAGUGAGAUCAAAAACAUAAACCGGCUCAAAGCCGUCUUCCAUCAUUGGAAAAACCCGUAACCUCCCCUUGAUACCUGCACCAACAUCUUCAUUUGCAAGAAUGCCAUCUCCUUUUCCAAGACAAACCAGAGGUCUAGCUUGAAAAAACAGGAAUGGAUCUUGUUGCAUGAACUUCCACUUCCCUUCCCCCUUCUUUUCUAAAUCCUCCACUUGUAGUCAAUGCUCUAGCCGGUAUGUAGUCUAAUCACAUUAGAAAUUCCCCUCAUAAAAAGAGUCUUAAAAUAAUAAAUAAAUAUAGCCCAAUUAAGGCCCCAUAUAAAUUUCAUUCUUCCCAUCGCAUAAGGGAGGUAUGAUACCCAACUACCCAUUUUCACUUUCAUGCCAUCUGGCAGUACGCCGUCGGUAGUGGCCUCUUUGGUGUCUAAUCCCACUGGUUCGCACAAUGCAGGAUCAGUGUAAUCCAUGAUU